Helicoverpa armigera (cotton bollworm) is the source of this 1821-nucleotide messenger RNA. RefSeq names its product spondin-1. NCBI's taxonomy places the organism in Eukaryota, Metazoa, Arthropoda, Insecta, Lepidoptera, Noctuidae. The coding region runs from base 50 to 1783 and encodes 577 amino acids. Gene Ontology annotation, biological process: cell adhesion. The transcript is spliced from 10 exons. Gene Ontology annotation, cellular component: extracellular matrix. The record is from RefSeq and is a predicted model, not a curated record.
AGCUUCGGCAUGAUCAGCGUAUAGCAGUAGAAUUUAUCAACAAGGAGGCAUGGCUGUACUUCAGGCCAAAAUGUCACUUUCCUGUUUUAUGUAUAUUUUAUGUUUCGUGUUAGUUUUACCAACUGUGAUUUGUUUUCGAUGUGAAAGAAGACCAUACGGGUCAACUACGCAAGCCUCGGAACCAGAUGGCCGCUUCAAGCUAGAGAUUAUAGGCCUCGAAAACUCAUAUAUUCCUGAACAACUUUACACAGUACAAAUAACCGAAACGGAUGGCCAGUCCCAUUUCACAGGCUUCAUGAUAUCCGCGGAGGGUGAUGUAAAGCAGGAUCCUAGGAAUCCCAGGCGAAUAAUCGCACUAUAUCCGGGAGAGUUGAGACCUCAAGAUUCUGCCACUGCUAAGUACAGCGACAGAUGUCUCUAUUCGGUUGAGCAAGCCAUGGCAUCCUACAAGAAAUCUGUUGAGGUAUACUGGCAAGCCCCUGCCUCAGGCAAUGGCUGUGUCACUCUGCGUGCUAUGGUGGCCGUAAACGAUGAGGUAUGGUACGAGGAUGGAGCUCCUUUAACACAGAAAGUGUGUGAGGACUUGAGGCAGCCUGAUGACGUGGCGCCGCAGUUGAACUACGAAUGUGGGAUCUGUGAUGAAGCUAAAUAUGAGCUAACCUUCACCGGUAUAUGGUCUCGCAACACCCAUCCAUAUAUGUACCCUGAAAAUGACUGGCUUCCAAGGUACAGCGAUCUAGUUGGAGCUUCUCAUAACGGAGAAUAUAUCCUGUGGAUGCCUGGAAACCUCGCUUCGGAAGGAUUUAGAGAUUUCGCUGAACACGCUAACUCCAGCAAUCUGGAAGUUGAAAUUCGAGAGAAGAUUGGCGAUGGAGUCCGAACACUGAUAAAAGGCAAGGGCCAUGGGUAUCGUAAAAUGAGUCUACCUACUUAUUCCUUUUUUCGCGUCGACAAAGAGAAUCACCUGUUCUCAGCAGUGGUAGCUUUGCAUCCUUCUCCCGAUUGGUUCUUAGGAGUCACCAGGUUUGAACUCUGCCAGGAAGAUAAUACGUGGCUGAAUGAAAGGGAGCUUAAUCUAUAUCCUUGGGAUGCUGGCACGGAUAGCGGAGUGUCUUAUGAAGCAGCUAAUAUCGUAACCUAUCCCCAAGACUCGAUAGGUCGAGUGGAAAUGAGUUCGUAUGACAAAAACUCACCAUUUUAUGAAGUGGACAUAAAAGAGAUGCAUCCGUUCGGAAAAUUCCACAUUAAGCUGAUCAGGACUUACCACAGAGAUUGCGAAGAAGAAAGUACAGAGGAACCACCGGCGACAGAAGCACCAGAAUCUUCAGAAGAAGUCCCGGAGACCAGUGAGGAGGCUAAACCGGAGCCUCCAGAGCCAUCCAGGUAUCAAACACAUCUAGAUAGCGCCGAGGACGGGCGCGAAGCUCCAUUAGUAACUGAAACUGAUGAAGAAUCUUUGGAAGAAUGCCCCACUUCACCGUGGGAGGAGUGGAGCGCCUGCGACGGGGAUUGUGAGGAGGGGAAGGUAAUGGGAUUCCGCUGGAGGGAACGGUACCAUCUCGUCGACGGAGUUCCAGUAGAGAUGUAUGAUCCUCAUGCCAAGCACCAUCACAGGAAGGAGGUGUCAAAGUUCUGCAAGAAACACGUCGAGACAUUCCAGAGAGAACCUUGUGAAGACGAAUGUACCAAUGCUGAAGAGGACGAGGACGAUAUUGCAGUUGAACGUCGAAUCAUGGCACCCGUGUCUCCCGGGGGCAAAUGGAACUCCAAGCGCAGGGAUUAGAAGAUUAUGAACUGAACAAUAUAAAAUGAGUGAUUUUA